Nylanderia fulva is the source of this 965-nucleotide messenger RNA. The record is from RefSeq and is a predicted model, not a curated record. Lineage: Eukaryota; Metazoa; Arthropoda; Insecta; Hymenoptera; Formicidae.
UCAUAGAUCAGCGAUGGCGAGGCCAUUUAACGACGGCGUCAAGUUUCUAUUCAAAUAAAAUGUACAAAAUUAUUUUUUUUGCAUAUAAUAGGGACACAAAAAAACGUGCAUAGGAAAGAGAGAGUUUACCGGGCCGAUAUCGACAUUUAACCGCGGAUGACCUCGAUCUCCGUCGCUUCUCCUUUCACUUUAAAACAAUACCUAUGAAAACUAAGUCACGCAUUGAUUGAACACAUGAAAGUGAUUGGCAUAUAUGCAGGAAUUUCCCUUUCAAAAUAAUGACAAUCAUGAAAAGUGCAAUCGUGCGGCUACUGCUUUUGCUAAUUUUCUUUGAAAAUGCAACAAGUUUGAUUAUACCUGAGGAAGUGCCAAAUUUAAGUUUGAUCUAUUCAAAUAUUCCUCCGAUCAAAAAAGGAACCGAUUCCAGACUUGGUUUAGGAUUUCGAUUAGGUGAACAUGCGGAUUUCCAAAUUGUUAUCGAAUUGGGACCACAAAGUGAAACAAAUCCGAUAGGUACAACUGACAAUGCUAAAAAAAGAGAGGUAAUGUUACAUGCCGCGAUGAAAGGAGAAUUAGGACCAUUAGCACAACAAAUAGCCAAAUAUCAAGUGGAACGUAGAAUCCAAAAGGAAAUGGAAAAACUUAAAGCAAUGGAGGCGGCAUUUAAAAAGAUUCAAAUACAGAAUAAACAAGAGAAUUCUCAGACUGUUCCUAAUAAUUGGUUGACGAAAUGGAGGCAGGAGAUAUCCCAAUCAACAGAAGACAACGUGCCAUUAAAUAUAGUUCAAGAUAAAGAUGAAAAACAAAUAAUUCAACAAAAAAUAGAAAAGUUAUCAGUUAAAUCUGGUAUUCGAAAGGAUACAUUGGAAGAACUAACUAAGUUACAUAAACCACAAAAUAUGGAUAAGAAAGAAUCAACAGAAAUCUGAUAUUGGUAUCUUUCUCUUUUGUUUGUAAUAUUAUUA